GCUCCGGGUCCCGGCGCGCGCGCGUCCCCACGAUGCAGACGGCCAAGGUAUGGGUGCUUGCCUGCCUUCUCUUGUGUGGGCUCUCUUUCCCUGGAUUAGAGACGUUCAAGGCAAGCAAGCGCCCACUGCGUGCUCGAACCUGCGCUGACCGGCCUGAAGAGCUUCUGGAGCAGCUGUAUGGGCGACUCACGGCAGGGAUGCUCAGCGCCUUCCAUCACACCUUGCAGCUGGAGCCUCUGGAAAAAGAUCACAAUACCAGUUGUCCAGCAGGGGGCAGAUCAGCUGCGGACAAGGUAUACCGACUCCCUAUCAACCUCAACAGCGUCUCUCCUUGGUCCUACAGAAUCUCCUAUGACCCGGCAAGGUAUCCAAAGUACAUCCCCGAAGCCUAUUGCCUAUGCAAGGGCUGCCUGACUGGUGUUUACGGGGAGGAGAACUUCCACUUCCGGAGUGUCCCGGUGCUAAUGCCAGCAGUCAUCUUGCGCCGAACCACGACAUGCACCGGAGGACGCUAUGUCUACACAGAGGAUUAUGUCACUAUCCCAGUGGGCUGCACCUGUGUACCACAGGUACAUGAAAAAGAAGUAGAGGGUGUAAAUUCCAGCAUAGACAAGCAAGGGGUAAAGUUGCUCGUUGAAUCGUAACAGCAAGCCACCAUCAGAAUGAAAGCCCCAAGAGAAACCUGAUGGCAAAGUUUGCUUUGCAUGUCCUUUUAGUUUCACCAUUCCC
Molecule: messenger RNA, 729 nt
Organism: Lacerta agilis (Sand lizard)
Lineage: Eukaryota; Metazoa; Chordata; Lepidosauria; Squamata; Lacertidae
Gene: IL17D
Product: interleukin 17D
Exons: 3
Coding region: 33-644 (203 amino acids)
Biological process (GO): inflammatory response
Cellular component (GO): extracellular region
Molecular function (GO): cytokine activity
Source: RefSeq, a predicted model, not a curated record